AUGGAGUCUUCUAAUACCAAAAGGCUAGCUCAAAUAGACCCGCUUACCAUUACAGAGUCACUUGGAUUUCAAACAUUCCGCCGAGAGUCAAGAAAGCCAUGGAGUAAAUACGAGGAUAGCGAGUUGAUCCGCGCUAUAAAUGAAUUACACCCCAGUCAAAUCAAUAACUUGGACGCCGAUGUGGUUAAAUGGGACGUAGUAGCUCAAAGGAUGUAUCCCAAUGGCGAACGAAAGCCCAAGGAUUGUCGAAAGAGAUGGUGCAAUUCGUUGGAUCCGAACUUGAAAAAGGGAAAGUGGACUAAAGAUGAGGAUGAGAAAUUGAUCAAAGCUUAUGAAAAACAUGGGGCGUCGUGGCAAAGAGUGUCAAAUGAGAUUUCAGGAAGAACCGAUGACCAGUGCGCUAAAAGAUAUAUUGAGGUGUUGGAUCCUGACACGAAGGAUAGACUUAAGCCGUGGGAACAUCAUGAAGAUCUACAAUUGAUAAGACAAGUUAAAAAUCACGGUACGAAGUGGAGAACAAUUGCGUUAGAGAUUAAAGGUAGACCCUCUUUAACUUGUCGUAAUAGGUGGAGAAAAAUAGUUACUGAUGUUGUUAGAGGUAAAGCGGACCCGAUUAUCAAAAAAGAGGUUGACACCAUUGCCAAUGGUAAUAUCAACGUAUUGGAGAAUAUAGGAAAGGGCAAUACCAGUAAGCCAACCUCUAGUCAUGAAAGUUUAAUGAAUUCAAAACCUACAUCUCAGGCAUCAACUCCAUACCCUUUAAGUGUAUCUUCCCAGCCUACUAGCGUUGAACAACGGGAUAUUUACCUCGCCCAAAGAUCAUAUCCAAAUCAGACCGGCCAGGUCCCGCAGCAAUACCAACAAAGAAUUUCUAGACCGCCGGCUCAAAGUGCAAUUACUAUGCCGGUUAAUAGUGAAGUUGAAUGGAAAUAUACCUUGGAAAGAGAGGAUGGAAAGCCCGAUAACCCAAAUUUACCUCAUGCGGCUUUAUUCAAUGACGAAAAUAAUGGACAAAUUAAAAACCAAGAACUAGUUCAACAGCUUAUUUCGUAUGCUAAGACUUAUGGCUUGAAUAUUACCGUCCAUCAGCAUAUUCAUCAUCAUUAUUCGCAACCGGGUAAUAGACACCUGCAAAAACAACGACAGGCUCCUGAUAUUCAGAAUUAUCCAUAUCAGUCAGUGCAAUCUCCCUUCAGUAUUUUAGGUCUGUCCUCAACUGGCAAUAACAAUGAAUUAGUAAAUGAACCAGGAUUUAACGAUUCAAUCCCUCCAAAUGAAAUGAAUAAAAAUUAUCAAUCUCCAUACUAUCUUGAGCCAGAAACGCAAUUGACAAGAUACCAACAUUUCAAUUAUUUGCCACCUUUAACUGAAGUUCCCAAAUUGAACUCCUCGUCAUCACCUCCAUCAACUACGAAGGAUGCAAAUAAUCCAACUCAUCACCAUCACCACCAUCAUCACCAUCACCAUCAUGAUAAUGAAAACGAGAAUGAAAAGCAAGAUCGAAAGGACCCCUCAAAUAGUAAGGAGUCUGACUUGAUCAAACUAUUAAACAGAUAUAAUAAUGAAACAACCCCAGAGCUACAAGAGAGAAAUAAGAGAGCCAUGGUAUCUACCGAAUCAACACCGCCAGGUUCUAAUUCCUUAACCCCACUAACACAAGCGGUGGAAAUGGCGGCUGCGGCCGAAGCUGGAGGAAAAAUCCCGUCUAAUUCUCGUAAGAGAUCUAACACCAAUGCCUACCAGAACAAAUCUAAACUGCAAAGAAAUGAAAAGGAAUUAGAGGAUGGUAUAGACUUUUGGGAUAACAUGAAAAACUUAACGGAUUUACCAAACCAGCAAUCCCAGCAGAUAGCUCAACCCCAUCAACUAACUCAGACUCAGCAAUUAGCUCAAUCCCAACAGGAGAACCAACUGUCCAGUCAAAAGCCAGUUUCGCAACACCAAUCGUCAAAUAUGUUUUCAAACAAUACUUCCGACCAAGCAUUGGCAAAGCCGCUGUCAGUCAUUGAUUCUAAUCCAAAUAUUAAUAAAACUACUAAUAACGAUAUUAAUGAUCCACCCUAUGAAGAAGAAGAAGCGGUAGGCGAAGAAGAUUACGGACUAUUUUAUAACGUUUUCAAUAAGGAAGGUUCUUCAACUACACAAACGAAUAAUGAUACAGAGAACCAAAAUAAUGGCUCUGUAUAUGAUAACUUGAUAAGUAUAUUCGGUAUGAUUCCUUUUAAUCCUUCCUAA
This is a messenger RNA of Debaryomyces hansenii CBS767, 2235 nucleotides long. It is a transcript of the gene BAS1, whose product is annotated as Myb-related transcription factor BAS1. Gene Ontology annotation, molecular function: RNA polymerase II cis-regulatory region sequence-specific DNA binding; DNA-binding transcription factor activity, RNA polymerase II-specific. The record is from RefSeq and is a predicted model, not a curated record. The transcript has a single exon. Bases 1 to 2235 code for a protein of 744 amino acids. Gene Ontology annotation, biological process: mitotic cell cycle; positive regulation of transcription by RNA polymerase II. Lineage: Eukaryota; Fungi; Ascomycota; Pichiomycetes; Serinales; Debaryomycetaceae. Gene Ontology annotation, cellular component: nucleus.